CUUAGGUAUACGCAAUCUCUCUCCUCUCUCACGAAGUAUAUGUUAUAUGAAUGCUUCGCUGUUAUCGCUGAGAAGUUUUGGAGAAGAUAUACAAACGGAGCGUUCGCUUUUCUCCUCCAAAAUUAGGGUUUUGCUUUAUCCGUUUGCUUCAGAUCUGGUCACCAAUUCCAAUUUCGUACCGCUUGAUUCCACGGAUCGUGAUCGAUACUUCAUGUAGGAUUUUUAGGGCUGCAUUUGAAUUGAAUGAAUCAUCUGCAUUGAACGGCUGCGAUUCCGGUGAAUUCUGGUUGGCGGUGGAUUUGAAGGGCGGACGCGUUCAUGCGUGGUUGCUUCGGAUUGGAAUUUACGCCUCCCCGUUUGAUCAAUAGAUCGUGAAAAUUGGCUCCGCAACGCCGAUCGCAGCGCCACAUGGGUGGCCAGAUGCAGCAGAGCAAUGCUGCGGCAACUGCUCUGUAUGAUCAUCACCCUGGUGGAGGGUCCCUGCAUAAUGCGGGUCCCGGGAGCGACGCCGGCGAUGCAGUCAUGGCGAGGUGGCUCCAGUCUGCUGGGUUGCAGCAUCUGGCCUCACCUUUGGCUUCUACUGGAACCGAUCAUAGCCUCCUGCCCAACCUUCUCAUGCAGGGUUAUGGAGCACAAUCUGCUGAAGAGAAUCAACGGCUUUUCAAACUAAUGAGAAACCUUAAUUUAAAUGGAGAUUCUGCUUCCGAGCCAUACAUUUCAACUGCCCAAAGUUCAGGUGGGGUUGGCGCAUCAGAGGGUUUCUAUUAUCCUGAGUUUAGGGGGGAUUUUGGGGCAGGCCUUUUGGAUCUUCAUGCUAUGGAUGAUACAGAGCUUUUAUCCGAGCAUGUUAUCUCAGAACCAUUUGAGACAUCACCUUUUAUGCCUGCUGUCACACAAGCAUAUGAAAAUGAUCUUAAUACAAUUGCUGGCAAGCAAGAAAGAGGACAAAUUGAUACUGAUGCUGCAGUUGGGUUACCUAGUGAAAAGGAUAGCAGUACAAGGGAAAACAAUGUGGCUAAGAUAAAAGUUGUGGUCCGUAAGAGACCAUUAAACAAGAAGGAGAUUGCUCGGAAGGAAGAUGACAUUGUGACUGUUAAUGACAAUGCUUAUUUAACUGUUCAUGAACCCAAGCUAAAGGUGGACCUGACUGCAUAUGUGGAGAAGCAUGAAUUCUGUUUUGAUGCAGUUCUAGAUGAACAUGUAACAAAUGAUGAGGUGUAUCGUGAAACUGUGCAGCCAAUUAUUCCAUCUAUCUUCCAGAAAACAAAAGCAACAUGUUUUGCAUAUGGUCAGACAGGAAGUGGUAAGACAUAUACAAUGCAACCAUUACCUCUCAGAGCUGCAGAAGAUCUUGUUAGACUAUUAUACCAUCCGACUUACCGCAGUCAGGGAUUUAAAUUGUGGCUUAGCUUUUUUGAAAUCUAUGGUGGAAAACUCUUUGAUCUUCUCAGUGAUAGAAAGAAACUUUGUAUGAGAGAAGAUGGGAGACAGCAAGUUUGCAUUGUUGGACUGCAAGAAUUUGAAGUUUCUGAUGUUCAGAUUGUUAAAGAAUAUAUUGAGAGGGGAAAUGCAUCAAGAAGUACAGGGUCUACUGGUGCCAAUGAGGAAUCUUCGAGGUCACAUGCUAUUUUGCAAUUGGCUGUCAAGAAACACAGUGAAAUUAAAGACUCUAGGAAGAACAAUGAUGGAAAUGAGGCUAAGAGUGGAAGGGUUGUGGGCAAGAUUUCAUUCAUUGAUCUUGCUGGUAGUGAAAGAGGAGCUGACACAACAGAUAAUGAUCGUCAGACAAGGAUUGAAGGAGCUGAAAUUAACAAGAGUCUUUUGGCUCUUAAGGAGUGUAUUCGUGCUCUUGAUAAUGACCAGAUCCACAUUCCAUUUCGUGGAAGCAAACUCACUGAAGUUCUUCGUGACUCCUUUGUUGGCAACUCAAAAACUGUGAUGAUAUCUUGUAUUUCCCCAAAUGCAGGCUCAUGCGAACAUACACUCAAUACAUUAAGAUAUGCUGAUAGGGUUAAAAGUCUUUCAAGAAGUGGUAAUCCAAAAAAGGACCAAGUCGCAAGCUCAUUGCCACCUACCACCAAGGAAUUUGUAUCAACAUCAUCUGUUCCCGUUCCUGCUGAUGUGGAGGAUGUUUAUGAGCAACAAGAAGUUGUAGUUGAUACAGGUAGAAGGUUUGUAGAAAAAGAGAGCAUGCCUCAUAAUGGCCGCGAGGAUGGUGGAAUGAUUGGUCUUGCUCUAGAAAGGGAGAAACAAAAUUUUGGGGGUUUGACAAGUCAAAAGAAUUAUUCAUCAUCAUUUUCUCAAAACGCAUUUGAUACAGAAGAAAGAGUGCAGAAGGUGUCUCCACCUCGAAGAAAAGCUCAUAGGGAUGAAAAAUCUGAAAAGCCAGGCAAUUGGCCGAAAAAAGAUGGCAGUGGAUCAGAUCCUUCUACCACAGGCUAUAAGCAGCAAAAUAUGAGCCAUCUUACCAGUAACAGUGUAGGAUCCCGCGAAUAUGAACCUGAACCUCCUGUUCCUGAUGGUGAUAUCAAUGAAAUACUUGAGGAAGAAGAGGCCUUAAUUGCUGCACACAGAAAGGAAAUUGAAGAUACAAUGGAAAUUGUUCGUGAAGAAAUGAAACUGCUGGCAGAAGUGGAUCAACCAGGCAGUCUCAUUGACAAUUAUGUGACUCAGCUGAGUUUUGUGCUCUCGCGCAAAGCAGCUGGGUUGGUCAGCCUGCAAGCUCGCCUUGCGAGGUUUCAGCAUCGACUUAAAGAACAGGAGAUCCUGAGCAGGAAGAGGGUACCCCGUUGAGGCAUAACUACUCUCUUUGCAACUCAUCAGGAACUGGCAUCUUGAUGGCUAAAUCUUUGCUCCGAUGAAACCAAGUGUUGUGUGAGAGGGUGAUUAUCCAACUUCUGAAUAUUUCUUCAUCAUCUUGGUGCAUUUAUGAAGCUGGAAGGUAUGUGUCAUUGUGGAAAGCACUAAAGAACGGCAAUGGCCAACCUGGCUUCCAAGGACAUAGAUGUUUCUUCAUGACGGGGAUCUGCAUCUGUUGCUGGUUUGAUGUAAAGUGAAAUGUAUCUCUGGUGAGUGUUAAGGAAUGGUUUUGUAGCUCUGGGCUGGAUGGUGGCUGGAAGACAUUUCUUUGCAGAGGGAAAAAAAUUAAAAAAAACGAAAAGAAAAGAAAGAAAGAAAACAAGGUGAAUAGAUACUAUGUAAUAUUUCUAUGGCUUGGAUGUAUUCCAUAAAACUUCAUUUGUUUACAUUUACAUGUCAGAGCCCUUCCCGGCUUGUUUUCCCCA
Molecule: messenger RNA, 3284 nt
Organism: Diospyros lotus (date-plum)
Lineage: Eukaryota; Viridiplantae; Streptophyta; Magnoliopsida; Ericales; Ebenaceae
Product: kinesin-like protein KIN-13A
Exons: 13
Coding region: 409-2793 (794 amino acids)
Biological process (GO): microtubule-based movement
Molecular function (GO): microtubule motor activity; ATP binding; microtubule binding
Source: RefSeq, a predicted model, not a curated record